Molecule: messenger RNA, 2856 nt
Organism: Microtus oregoni (creeping vole)
Lineage: Eukaryota; Metazoa; Chordata; Mammalia; Rodentia; Cricetidae
Gene: Homez
Product: homeobox and leucine zipper encoding
Exons: 2
Coding region: 150-1721 (523 amino acids)
Biological process (GO): regulation of transcription by RNA polymerase II
Cellular component (GO): nucleus
Molecular function (GO): DNA binding; DNA-binding transcription factor activity, RNA polymerase II-specific
Source: RefSeq, a predicted model, not a curated record
CGUGCCGGGAGCUGGUCGUGCUGCAGCCCCUCUCCCUCUUGGAUCCCCUGUCCUCUUCCCCUUUCCCGCCCCGGCCCACGGUGCGAGGCUGGGAGCCGCCGCCCGGGCCGCGCCGCGCUGUCUCUGAAGGGCACAAGUCAGAGCACGCCAUGCCUAACAAAGAUACCAGCAGUCUUAACAGCUCGGCAGCAGGGCUCAUCUGCCUCCCUCCAAUCUCUGAGGAGCUGCAGCUUGUGUGGACUCAAGCAGCGCAAACCAGUGAGCUGGAUGGAAAUGAACACCUGCUACAAACCUUCAGCUACUUUCCCUAUCCAAGCCUGGCAGAUAUUGCUCUCCUCUGCCUGCGAUACGGGCUGCAGAUGGAGAAGGUAAAGACCUGGUUCAUGGCCCAACGCCUCCGCUGUGGCAUCAGCUGGUCAUCUGAAGAGAUAGAAGAGACUCGCGCCCGAGUGGUGUACCACAGAGAUCAGCUCCAUUUCAAAUCUCUUCUCGCUUUCACGCAUCAUGCAGUGCAGCCCCCACAGGAGAUGCCUCCAGUGCCCUCCCCAGAGCAGGCUGCUCUUGGACUCUGUCCUUUGGCUUGUAGUGAGCCCACCCAGAUGAAAGGAUUGAAGGUUGAGCCUGAGGAACCCUCUCAGGUACCACAGCUGCCACAGAGUCACCAGAAAGUGAAGGAACCUCUGGUGACAGGCAGCAGAGCAUUCCCCCACCAGUCAGGUUUUUGUCAGGAUCUUCAGAUCAGUGGACUCUCUGAGGAGCAUGCAGAAAUGGGUUCCGAUCAGUCGUGUGGUGGAGGGACUGCUUCCUGGAAUCAUUCCACCGCUGUCCAUCAGCCACGUGCUGGGGAUAAACCCCCGUCGGUCUCAUUACUUGUCAGUAGUUGUAAGGAAGAGUCCACACCUAAUGGGACACCUCCAUCUCCCUCUUUCCAAGUAUCGGCUAAUGGAACUACUGCCACUCCUAAACCCCUCCAGCCUUUGAGCUAUAUCCCACAGUCAUUCCCGCCUAGUGAACAGGCACCAUCUCCACAAGUAGAACCACCCUGGCCCCAAAGGCUACGAAAUAACUCAGUAGCAAGUAGGGUUGGCCCCACAGAAUACCUUUCGCCAGAUAUGCAACACCAGCGAAAGACUAAGCGUAAAACCAAAGAACAGCUGGCCAUCCUCAAAUCCUUUUUUCUACAGUGCCAAUGGGCACGACGAGAAGAUUACCAUAAACUAGAACAGAUCACUGGUUUACCUCGCCCUGAGAUCAUUCAAUGGUUUGGAGACACCCGAUAUGCCUUGAAGCAUGGACAACUGAAAUGGUUUCGGGACAAUGCAGUACUUGGUACCUCUACUUUUCAAGAUCCAGCCAUUCCCACACCAUCAACUCAUUCCUUGAAAGAAUGGGCCAAGACACCACCUCUGCCAGCCCCACCGCCCCUACCAGACAUACAACCUUUAACACCACCUCUGCCAGCCCCACCACCCCCACCAGACAUACGACCUUUAGAGAGGUACUGGGCAGCCCACCAGCAGCUGCAGGAAGCUGAUAUCCUUAAACUAAGUCAGGUAUCAAGACUUAGCACUCAGCAAGUGCUGGAUUGGUUUGGCUCUCGAUCGUCUGAGCCAGCGGAGGUGGUAGUUUGUCUAGAUGAAGAGGAGGAGGAAGAGGAUGAAGAACUGCCAGAAGAUGGUGAGGAAGAGGAGGAGGAAGAUGACGAUGAUGAUGCCAUAUAGGACUGCAGGAGGUUGAGGAAGAAAAGGGUCUGUUACUGAAAGAUGAACCACCUUAUUGACCAUUUAAACCCUUUUUAAAUACUCUGUCACAAAGAACUAAAAGCUCUGUGUUCUUCAGAGUGGGCAAGGCAGGAUAGUAGUUUGACAGUAGACUGGGGAGGUGACCAGGAUACAAACUAAGGUAUUGGAUUAAUAUAAACCCAGUUCUCUAGCCUCAGUGUGGAGAGGACCAGGGAUCUGGGUAAACAAUGGCUGGAAAAGGCUCUUGCUCUCCUCUUGUUCUUUUUCUUUAGUAUGCUCUUCAUGUCUCAACCCCACACAUCUACAUGGGACUUAGUAUGGAAUGAAGUAUUGUGAUCCAACUUAGGAUCCCAGCACACCCCAAAUCCCACCAUCUGUCAGAAAAUACAGGCUGCUUUGUGCCCGUUCCUGUCUUUCUGAGCAUAUACCCAUGCAUAUUGCAGCUAGGAUUUGCAAUGUCCGUUUUGUUAUAGAUAUUUCCUCAUACCAGUUUGAUGUUUUUACUCAUCUUGUCACUUACACAGAAGCAGAUACUUCUUCCUUCUAAUACUGGAACCAAUCUGCCUUCUACCAUUUAUUUCUAUGAAAUCCCCUCUUUGCUCAUUAUUGUCUCAGGGUAAAUCUGAAAAAUUUUAAGAAUCAGAUUGUGAAUAUUAGUCUAUAUAUUUAUUGGAGGUGGGAAUUUGGGGAUUUGACCUUUAAAGUAUGAUGAGCCAGGCAUGGUUCCUGUGAUUACAACACUUGGCAGGUGGAGGCAGGAAGAUCAAGGAGUUCAAGGCCAGCCUGGACUAUGUAAGAGCCUGUCUUGAAACAAUGUCACUGUGUGACAGAGAAGGAUGGUAGGGAUGUUACAGUUUGGAUUUACAAACGACAUCACUUUCUGUCCAGAUUGAUAGAGAUUGUUGGUUUUUUUUGUUUUUUCUUUUUUUGCUACUGGUUCAAUCUGUAUCUAACAAGAAAUGUUUCCCUCUUUAUAGGAUCUGUCUUGGGGACAGAAGGACCAUGGUCUUCUAACUCAAUGAUGUUCUAGAAUAAAUGUCAACACUAGGGAUCACUGGUAACAGUGGGUUAGUCACCUGAAAAUAGAGUGAAAGCCCCAAAUUGCUAAAAUAAA